Messenger RNA from Rhodotorula toruloides NP11, 3738 nucleotides. RefSeq names its product ARID/BRIGHT DNA-binding domain containing protein. The record is from RefSeq and is a predicted model, not a curated record. The transcript has 4 exons. Lineage: Eukaryota; Fungi; Basidiomycota; Microbotryomycetes; Sporidiobolales; Sporidiobolaceae. Bases 1 to 3738 code for a protein of 1245 amino acids. Gene Ontology annotation, molecular function: DNA binding.
AUGCACUCGGGGUGGGAGCACGCGCAGCAGCCCGGGUUCGGCGGGCAGCACCACGGGCAGCUGCAGCCAGGACAGAGCCAGCAGCAGGCGUUCACGCCGGGUCAGCAGGUCCAAGGGGGAGGCGUUCACGCUAGUGGUGUCGGCGCGUUUGCGGGCGACCACGGCGCGUGGCAGGCGUAUCAGCAGCCGCUGCAGCAGCAGAACGGAGGGUACUACCAGCAGGCGAACCAGCAGGUCCAGCAGGGAGGUUAUCAGCCUGUCGCUUCGACGUCGGCUCCGGUCGGUGGAGGGUAUGCGGCGGGACCACCGUAUGCUGGAGUGGCGCAGGGCAUGCAGUGCGGCGUGCCCUCGACGCACUCGCGCGCGAUGCCGCAGUACCCGCCUCAGCAACCCGACUCGUCCGGCUACGCUCACUUCGCCCAACCUCCUCCCGCUCCUCUCGCUCAACACCCAGGCCCCGUCCCUUCUCCCGCGCCUAUACCAUCGCAGCAACACCCUAAUCAUCAUCCGCCGCCUCCCGCCUCGGCGGCGUACGGGACGAAAUUUAUACAACAGUCGAUGCAGUCUUUCGUUCCUUCCUCCGCGACGAUGCUCUCCCCGACCGCUCAGCGCUUCCAAUCUAAUCCCUCACCAGCACCCACUCAGCCACACCCGCCUAAUCCUUAUCCUCAGCAGCAGCAGCAGCAAACGCGACCUAUCCCUUCCUCCUCUCAUCCGCCGCAGCAACCCCCAACUCCCGCUCACCAUCCCCCUCCGUCAGCGCCCACCGCCGCAGGGCUGCAGAACCACCUCGCUCGCUUCGAGGCAAUCACGCAACAUCGACAAAGGCUACAGCAGCUUGAUGCGCAGCGGAAUGCGGUGGUCGGCGCGGGUGGAGGGGCGGAACAGGUUGCGCAGGUUGAGCGGCAGAUGCGGGAGGUCAAGACUCGCGAAUUGACCCUUCUCAGCGAGUGCGAGACGUUCGUGAGGCAGCACGGCGGAGCGGGCGCGAUCCAGCGCUACCUUGAGCAGAUGCGGGCGAACCAGCAGCGCUUUCAGCAACAACAGCAGCAGCAGUUCUCGCAACAAGCGAUGCAGGCUCAACCUGCCUACGCGGCGCAGGCGUACCAGCAGGCGUUGCCGAACGGUGGCUUUCGGCCCGGGUACUCGAACGCUUCGCAGCAACCGUUCGACGGCCAGCAACAGUAUCCUGCUGCCGCGCCUCCUCCUCGCCCUGUUCCUUCGCCUCGCCCGCAGCCUCCGCACCAACUUCAUCCGCAACAACCACUCGGGGCCGUCCCUCCCUCCACCUUCAACCCUCAACAGCCACAGCAGUACGCGCCCGCGCAUGGUGAUCAGCAAAACGCUCCUGUCGACCGAAGCCAGCUCCACCCGAUCCCGUUCCCACCUCCCUCGUCGCAAGAUCCCACGUUUCAACCGCCGAUGCGUGUCCCGUCGGUUACGAUGCACCCUCCUCCCUCUUCUCAGCCUUUCCAACCUGGUCUACCGCCUCAAUCUCAGCCGCCUAAUCCCGCUAGCUCUCCCUUCCCGUCACUCCCUCACGCUCCCUUACCUCCUCGCCCAGCACCUCUCUCCGCCUCCUCCGCCUUCCCAUCCGACCCACGCGCCCAGUCCGCCGCCCAACGCAUCCUCCCCGUCUCGCGCCCUCAGAUGGUCCAACCGCCCCUCCCAGCGCCAGACGGCCCGAUGACCAACCUCCUAACACGCGAAGAGUGGGACCGGAUGGAGGAAGAGCGUGAGGAGAGGGAGAAGAAGGAGGGGAAUCCGUUUGGGUUUCCACCGAGUGUGGUGGAGAAGGCGCGGAGGGGCAAGGUUAGGCAUCCGACGCAGGUGUUGGGCGAGGACGUGGAGGGUCAUCCGACGCUGGCGGAGUUGCUCGCGAAGGUCACGCCGCAAAAGUUCUACGACGUUCUCAAGCCGCUGCUCGCCAAGCACGGUCAGACUUUGACGCCCGAGAGCCAUACGCUCGAGGGACGACCGAUCGACUUAUUUCAGCUCAGCCAGGUCGUCAUCGGGCAAGGUGGUGGAUACGUCAAGGUCGACGCCGACAACGCCUGGCCUCGCGUCGCCUCUCUCCUCCGCAGUCCGCCUCCGCCCGCCGGCUCAUUCGCUACACCUCCCGCACCUCCGCCGACGCAUCUCCCGACGCACCUGCGGGACCUGUACAUGCGCCUCCUCGCGCGCUACGAGGACGGCUGGUCAGGCACGAUGCUCAAGCAGCGGGAGAAGGAGAUCGCGCUGAAAGGCGCGAGAGAGCUGUUGCUUGCGAAGGGCCAGGCGGCGCAAGCUGCGCAGAACGGACAGGCGGAGGGAACGCAUGUUGGCCCGACGGUACAGAUGGGCGAGCCGUACAAGACGCCGACGAUGCAGAUCCAGCAUCUGCAGAUCGUCCCCUCGUCGCCUGUCAGCGUCAAUGGGACGUUUGCCGUCUCGUCUGCUCCGUUGGCGCCUCUGUCGGCUGCACCGAGUGCUCUCGUCUCCUCACCUCCGGCUGCACUGCCGACACCGUCCAUGUCGUCCAUGUUCGCCAACUCAUUCUCCGCCUUCUCGCCCGCCCCGACCGACAUCGGAAUCUCGCCCUCCGUCACGUCCAUUCCGACUGGAACAGUCCCGUCGACCGAUCCCUCGACCCUCCACCCCUCUUCUCCCGGCAAGUCCAGCCUCCUCCGACCGACCACUCCGCACGACAGCCAACAGCGCGUCACCUCGCCCGGCACGCCCCGCUCCUCUGCCGCAGCAGCAGGCCAAAUUGCGCCUUUCUCGACUACCGCAGCCGCCGCAAGUCCCGCCCAACCUCGCACUUCGACUCCUCGACCUGUCCUCCUCGCGCGCGAAGCGUCAGGCGGUUCGUCCAGUCUGAUCGGAAGCCCAAACGCCGGCGAGGGCGAGAAAGGACGGCGCAGUCGCGCGGCGUCGGUUGCGUCGUCUUCGAAGAAACGGGACCGGACGCGCGAGAUGGGCGACGAAGUCGAGGUCGUUGGAGACGAGGGCAGGCGGAAGAGGGAGGGUACGGGUGCGGUCUUGACGCCUGAAGCGGGCUCGAGCGGUCCGAUGAGGCAGAACAGCACGAGUACGGAUGGCGGGAGUAGCGGGAGCAGCGGGAAGCUGGGUAUGACGCCUAGUCGCCCGGCUGGGGGGUUCGUCAGUUCGCCUGCUGCGAUGGCGCUCAGCGAUGGGACGCCGGAUCUCGUGGCGAACAAGGCGCUCAGGCCGGAUACGGCGACGACGGUCUCUUCGACGAGCGCUUCGCCUCACUCGGUUGGCGGAGGGGAGAUUCCACUUCCUACGGCGCCGCUCGCCCUGCCGACGUCGUUGCAGACUGUCACGCCUUCGACCCCGGUGAACAGCGGUCUCGCGCUGUCUGCCGCCGGGCUCAGCCUCUCUACCCCUGCUCAGCCUUCGAUCUCUUCCGCGCCUGUCAAGUCCCCACGCGACUUCGACUUUCUCUCCCUCACCUCGCCUGCGCUUGGCGGCUUCGAGGCGUCACCCAUGCUCUUCAACACCUCAAGCUGGUCAACGAACCCUUCGGCGUUUGACUCGUUCACCUCUUCGACUGGAGCCGACUCGUUCGGCCUGAACGAUACGGGCGACAUUUUUGUCGGUCUCGGAGGAGACGACGCCGCGACGAACGGUGCCAAGUCGAAGCAGCAGCUCCAUCCUGGCGUGGACGACGACCCCUGGGCGACCUCGUCCCUCCUCGACUUCGAGUUCGUCGCCGACAGCUUCACCUCGUCCUGA